UUCACGUUGACUUUCACAAUCAAAUUGCAGGUAGCAGGAAACUGCUUGGCAAAUAAUACAAUGCAAGUGGCAUAUACUACGUGACCUCUAUAUAGCAAAAGAAUUCAAGUAUUUGACAUAUCAGUAUGAAACAAAAUGGAUUCCGUGACCACUCAAUUAGGAGUCUCUUCUUCCUCUUUCAACCAUUCAUGGACAUAUGAUGUCUUUCUCUGUUAUAGAGGCGCGGAUACCCACAACAAUUUUACAGACCACUUGUACAGCAAUUUGCUUCAAAAGGGAAUUAAAACCUUCCUAGCUGAUGUGCUUCUUAGAAGAGGAGAAGAACUAACAUUACCAACGCUUUAUAAAAUCAUUGAAGACUCAAGGAUCUCUAUCAUCAUAUUCUCUGAAAAUUUUGCAUCCUCCGGCUGGUGCUUGGAUGAACUAGUUGAGAUCCUUCAAUGUAGAGAAUCAAAGCAGCAAAUAGUUUGGCCAGUUUAUUACAAGGUGGAUCCCAUGGAUGUGCGCAACCAACAAGGCAGUUUUGGUGAGGCACUUGCUAACCAUGAAAACAAAUUCAGAGAUGACAUGGAGAAGGUGCUGAGAUGGAGGGCAGCUCUUACAGAAGCAACAAAUUUGCCUGGGUGGUAUUUCUUGGACGGGCACAAUUCUAAAUUUAUUGAUAACAUUGUUGAAGAGAUUUCAGCACAAGUAUUAAACCGCACCUAUUUAAACGUGGCAAAGUAUCCGGUUGGAAUAGAGUCUCGUGUACAAGAUAUGAAUGAGCUUUUAGGAGUUGGAGUAAAUGAUGUUCGCAUGGUAGGUAUAUGGGGGAUUCAUGGAAUAGGUAAGACAACAAUUGCUAAAGCUGUUUAUAAUUCGAUUGCCCAUGAGUUUGAAGGUAGCUGUUUUUUGGAAAAUGUUAGACCAAAUUCAAUGGAACGUGGAGGCCUAGUCCAGCUACAAAAGAUUGUUCUUUCUGAGAUUCUAGGGGAAGAGCAAUUGGAGUUGACCGAUGCUGAUGAAGGAAUAAAUGUGAUAAAGAAAAGGUUGAGCCGCAAAAGGGUCCUCUUAAUUCUUGAUGGCGUGAAUCAAAUGGAACAAUUAAAAAAAUUAGUUGGAGGGUCAGAUUGGUUUGGUUUGGGCAGUAGAAUCAUCAUAACAUCGAGAGAUAAACAUUUGUUAACCGGUCAUCAAGUUAACCUAAUAUACGAGGUGGAGGAAUUAGAUUUUGACGAAGCUUUUGAGCUCUUCAGUUGGAAUGCCUUCCCAAUAAAUAAACUUCCAGAUGAUUAUGCUAAAGUGGCUGCUGCAAUAGUGCACUAUGCUAAAGGGAUUCCAUUAGCUCUCACAAUUAUAGGUUCCUUCCUAUGUGGUAGAAGCAUAGAUCAAUGGAGAAUUACAUUAGACGGUUACAGAAGAGUUCCUAACUUAGAGAUUCAAGACAUUCUCAAAAUAAGUUACGAUGCACUAGAAGAUUCGGUGAAAGAAGUUUUCCUUGACAUUGCAUGUUUCUUAAACGGUAAAAAUAAGAAGUAUGUGAUAAAAAUGCUGGAAAGUUGUCACCUCAACCCUGAGUAUGGUAUUGAAGUACUGAUAGAAAAGGCCUUCAUAAUUAUUAAGAAAGAUCAUAUUUGGAUGAAUGACCUGAUAGAAGAACUGGGUAAAGAAAUAGUACUUCGCCAAGAUUCUUUAACCGGGCGUGAUAGACGUAGCAAAUUGUGGUUUUACAAGAAUGUUAUCCAUGUUCUAUCGGAAAAUAAAGGAAUAAGUAAAACUAAAGGCAUCGUGGUAAAGUCGCAUGUAGCAGAUGAGAAACACUUGAGCUCUAAAAGCUUCUUAAAGGCUACUUCAGCAAAGUGGAUCUUUUUACUCAUUGCCCUCUGCCUAGAGAUUUUGUCACUUGCUUUUGAUCAGGCUUCCUCUCCAAGCAAUCCCCACUAUGCAUUAUUUGGUAUGAUGUUGGCCAUUGUUGCUGUACUGAUUUGCAUAUUGGAGCUCAUUUACAAGGGUAAAAAGGAAAGAGUUGAACUGAGGAGGUGGAGGACGUUGUGGUGGUUUUAUUAUCCACGUCCCCAGCGAAGGCUAUAUGGUAGUCUUCCUGACAUUUAUGGAUUAGUUGGUGCCAUCUCUCAGUGCAUUUGCUCGACAGUUCAGUAUGUGUGCUUCAUCCGGCAUGAUCAAAAUCCUAUCAAAGUCUCCCUUUGGCCUGCCAUCUUUCUUAUAUGUUUGGGUGCUUCAAGAUUGAAUUGGAUUAGAAUGGACGAGACAGAUGAACAAAAUGAGUGAACAUGGGCAUUUAGGUUAUGUCUCAGCUUCUUGUUUGUGAGUUUCAUUGGUUAGGUUCUAGUAACUGUAAUGAUUUUGCGUUAAACCUGAUAAAAAGAAAAUAUUUCAUCAAUUGCAUGUAAGUGAUUAAUCAAAAGAAAACUCCUUGCAGAUGCAUGCCGGAAUGAAUUUUGAAAUUUCAAUUAUUUUAAAUUGAAGUUAGAAGAC
Messenger RNA from Prunus persica (peach), 2475 nucleotides. RefSeq names its product TMV resistance protein N. NCBI's taxonomy places the organism in Eukaryota, Viridiplantae, Streptophyta, Magnoliopsida, Rosales, Rosaceae. Gene Ontology annotation, molecular function: ADP binding. The record is from RefSeq and is a predicted model, not a curated record. Gene Ontology annotation, biological process: signal transduction; defense response. Bases 136 to 2268 code for a protein of 710 amino acids. The transcript has 4 exons.